Monopterus albus (swamp eel) is the source of this 6830-nucleotide messenger RNA. It is a transcript of the gene clip3, whose product is annotated as CAP-GLY domain containing linker protein 3. The transcript has 16 exons. The record is from RefSeq and is a predicted model, not a curated record. Lineage: Eukaryota; Metazoa; Chordata; Actinopteri; Synbranchiformes; Synbranchidae. The coding region runs from base 1 to 2181 and encodes 726 amino acids. Gene Ontology annotation, biological process: cytoplasmic microtubule organization. Gene Ontology annotation, molecular function: microtubule plus-end binding. Gene Ontology annotation, cellular component: nucleus; microtubule plus-end; cell cortex.
AUGGAUUCUGGAGAAAUGAAAACAUGUCAUUUGAUGGCUUUGAAGAGCUUCCAGCAGUUCUUGGCGGACAGCGGUGGAGAGAGAGAGAGAGAGAGAGAGAGAGAGAGGUAUAGAAAGGAGAGAGGGAGCGGAGCAUCAGUGCUGCGACCAGAGAGGAGAGAGGCUCGUCAGCGAACACCCAGCGGCUUGUUUUCAGGCCCAGCUGCAUCAUCCCUCACCAUGACUAAAGAGGAGAACCUGGAGGUGCAGGAGAAGGAGAGGCACAACAAUGAGGAGCAGGAGGAGGGAAAGGCCCAGAGAGAGGAUGAGGAGGCACUGACGGAGGAAGAGGAAGAAGAAGAAGAUGAGGAGGAAGAGGGGGAGUAUGAGCUAGAGGAGGAGAGAGCAGAGGUGGAAGAUGAGGAGGGGGACGACGACGAACUGGAGGAGGAGCGGGAGGAGAGAGAGGAGGAAGAGGAGGGUCCACUGGCCGGCCCAGAGUGUGAAGCUGAGCUGGAGCCGGAGCCGGAGCCUGAGCCUGAGCCGGUGUCUGUGUCUGAGUACCAGAGUCCGGUUCACGAGCCACGUCGCCGACCUAUGGUGCACCCCUCCGCCCAGGCACCGCUUCCCAAAGACUACGCGUUCACCUUCUUCGACCCCAACGACCCGGCCUGUUUGGAGAUCCUCAUGGAUCCUCGGACAACCAUCCCAGAGCUGUUCGCCAUCGUGCGUCAGUGGGUUCCCCAGGUGCAGCACAAGAUCGACACCAUUGGUAACGAGAUCCUGAAGCGUGGCUGCCAUGUGAACGACCGCGAUGGUUUGACCGACAUGACGCUGCUUCACUACAGCUGUAAGGCCGGAGCCCAUGGUGUUGGUGACCCGGAGGCAGCGCUACGUCUCACCAGUCAGCUGAUCUCUCUGGGUGCUGACGUGAGUCUGAGGAGCCGCUGGACCAACAUGAACGCUCUGCACUAUGCCGCUUACUUCGACGUCCCAGAACUGAUCCGAGUCCUGCUCAAAGCUGCCAAACCCAGAGUGUUGAACUCCACAUGCAGUGACUUCCACUAUGGUACAGCUCUGCACAUCGCCGCCUCCAACCUGUGUCUGGGUGCAGUCAAAUGUCUGCUGGAGCACGGAGCCAACCCCACUGUCCGGAACGAUAAGGGCCAGGUUCCAGCCGAGGUGGUUCCUGACCCGAUGGACAUGAGCCUGGACAAGGCCGAGGCCGCCAUGGUGGCCAAAGAGCUGAAGCAGCUGCUGCUGGACGCUGUCCCUCUGAGCUGUAACCUUCCCAGGGCCACGCUGCCCAACUACGACAACAUCCCGGGAAACCUGAUGCUGUCCUCACUGGGGCUGAAGCUGGGAGACCGUGUGGUGCUGGAGGACAUGAAGCUCCAGAGAGACCAGAGCAGAGACGACAGCCCGGCUGCAGACCUCAGACAGAACGGCACUCUGAGGUUUUGUGGUACUACAGAGUUUGCCAGCGGUCAGUGGGUUGGCGUGGAGCUGGACGAGCCUGAGGGAAAGAACGAUGGCAGCGUGGGUGGUGUUCGCUACUUCAUCUGCCCUCCUAAGCUAGGGAUUUUUGCCCCCGUGUCAAAGAUUUCCAAGGCCGUGGAUCAGACACCUUCGUCUGUCACAUCCACUCCCCAAACCCCCCGCAUGGACUUGGCCUCCCGCCUUGCUGGAAAGACCAAGAAGGAGAAAGAGAAGAAGGAGAAAGAGAAGAAGGAGAAAGAGAGAGAGAAAGCCCACAAGAAGAAGUCGUCAGUGGCAGGUCUGGAUCCGGAGGGAAUGAACGUGGAGGUUGGAGAUCAGGUUCUGGUGGCUGGGCAGAAACACGGAAUCGUCCGCUACUAUGGCAAGACGGACUUCGCUCCAGGUUACUGGUUUGGGAUCGAGUUGGAUCAGCCGACAGGGAAACAUGACGGCUCUGUGUUUGGAGUCCGUUACUUCAGCUGCCUGCCCAAAUAUGGAGUGUUUGCUCCACCUUCCCGUGUCCAGAGAAUCGGAGGCCCUAAAGACGGCUCCCAGAAUGACAGCUCUAUGGUGAAGAAGGUCCAUCAGGUCACCAUGUCGCAGCCCAAGCGCAACUUCAACACGAUGCGGUCUCCUAAAGACCUGACCUCGGAGAGCUCCAUAUCCAGGUUGCUGUUCUGCUGUUGGUUUCCGUGGAUGCUUCGUGCUGAGAUGCAGUCCUAACUACACCCUCCUCUGCUCCUCCACCAGAUUGAGCUGUCGCUCUUCUUUCUCUCCAUUUCUUACUUUCACAACCCCCUGAGUCUCCUCAAACUAUCGCUGUUGUCGGUCAAACUCCUCAUAGUGAAACCCUGUCUCUCUUCUCUUACUCUCAGCCCAAAUCCUUCUGAUUUAGUCAUUCUAUAGCAAAAUCUAUAGUGCCUUGUAUUUGAUCAAAACGUUCAGUAUUCCUUUAACGAAACUGAAUCUCCAGCUGUCCCCUAAAAUAUUCUCUGUCACAUAUCGUUACAUUUCCACCAGUUCUUAGCUCAUUGUUCCAGCUUGGUGUUUAUUCAUUAUGUAUCUUUUUUGGAGCAGAACAUCAGUUAGCGAGUUUCUUUAAGCGCAACAAAAACCACAUAAACUUAGUUUUUAAUGCCAAAUUUUUUGUUUAUGCUGCUGCUAGUUUUGGGUCUUGGGAGAUUUUGAAUUCAGUGCCAGACAAAUUUAUCAGAAGCUUGUGUGUAAGUCCAACUCGGCAAGGAAAUGAUCUUGAAGUUCAGUUCACAAAUUUCUGUGUAAUCAAGCAAAAAACAUACUGGCCUAAGUACCUGAACACAAGCGAUGACAACAUACCCUCAGGGUUUCUUGUUGCUUAAAACUCAGUAAGAGUAUGAGUUGUUUGUUUGGACCCAGAUCUGGCUGCUACUUCCUCACCACUUGUUUGACACCAAGACAUUUUAUUUAACAGUCACCUUGUUGUGUAGACUCAUAGUUCUCUAUUAAAUUGAGACUCUCUCCACCCAGUUCACGACUGAUCCCAUGGACGCAGUUAACACUACAGUAGCCGUGUGUCCAUGUACUAAUUGGCAAAAUGUAGCUAAAAAAAACCUUUUAUUCAUCGUCAUAUGCGCUGGAUAGUUUGUCCACUCAGUCACCACUUCAGAUCCAAUCUCAAUCCUAGAAAUGUUUCUAACUCUAAACUGCGUGUGAGGAGCUUUAAUCACCUGCAUGCACUGAUGUCCAAACAGGGUUAACUAUAGCGUCAUUUAUCGUGGUGUGCUGCGGUCCGUUUUAGCUCUCAGACAUAUGUAACAGGGUUCAUUUCACUGUUGGGAUCACAGAUAUCAAAAUGGGCAGAAGAAUAGUGUAGCUGACGUUGUGCUAGUCAUCCUUUCACAACAAAACUGAAGUUAUUUUUUCCUUCAUUACUUUGAAAAAACGUUUUUUAAUAGAUCAGAUAUCGUAGUUAGACAUUAUAGCAACUAAACACUGUAGAGUAAGCAUUAUUAUAAAUCAGAAUAAUGCCAAAUACAAACAUAAUCUAUCUAGUUAAGUUAAAUUAUUGUAUGUCAUAGAAAUCUAAUAAAUCACUUCGGUUGUAAUCUGUUGUCAACCAAAACUGCUAACAGACCCAAAAUCAUGACUUCUCUUGAUGCAGCUUAAAAAGUGUUUUCAGCCCCGCUACAUGUGAUAAUGUUUUUGUGUUGGUGCUGUCACACUUAAAUCUGAAAAUAAGAUUAAUUCAAAGUUAAUGUCAGCUUUAAAACCAGUGGGAGUUAAUGAUAAUCAGCUGUACAGUUCAGUGUCCCUUCGUCAAACCUUAACCAUCUCAAGGUUUUUCAUUUUUAAAAUGUAAACACUGGUCAUGCUCUCCUAUAAAAGGCUUCCUCUCUUUCUCUUCCCCUCAUCUCUCGUCCCUCUUUCUCUCUUUAGACUUCAGUAACUUCUGUGAAUGUGAGCAUCUACAAAAAGACAAAAACACAAGUUAAUCUAAACCUACGUGUGCUCGAUGUGAAAAUCUCUCUCAAAGUUUGUGCAUAACUGAAAACAGCAAUAUGUGAACAGUGUACCUAUCUGUGUAUGGAAACGGUUCCUGUGUCUCUUUCCACUCUGUAAGCACACUAGUACAGAGAGAUGAACACGCUCACACUCUCAUGGUGAGGCUGCCGGGGGCGAGACGCUGCCGAGACACAUGUUCAGAUGCUUUCAGGCUGGAAACAUAACCAGACAGCCAAAUGAAAUCAAGCUCCGCAGUGACUGGUGGAUUCAAAGCUUAAAGAGCCACUGUGAUUUGGUGGCCACAGCGGCAAAUAAUUAAGACUUUACCCAAAAACAGUCUGAAAUCCAAUUAUGAAACUAUUUGUAAUAAUAAAAAUGUGUAAACCAUUAUUUCACCUGCAAAUUAUAAUUCAUAAGCGUUCACUUGUCGAGCUGCAUCUGGUUUAAAUAUUCCCCUUUUUCCCGCGAUACUUUGGACACAAACGUUCACAUUUCUGUAAAAAUUUGAUGAAAAACAGGAAAAUGACUUGUGAAUUUUGGUUAACAAAAACUUUAUUAUGAAGCCACUGAGCAAAAAACUUUCUCAACCUGAUGAUGUUAGUGUGGAGUCAGAGGAAGCAAAUAUCAGGCUGAACUUCUCUCAGUUCGUCUUUGUGCUCUGCAGCCUCGGCUAAAGGAAUCACCUCUGUUGCUCCUGCACGCUGCUGUGGAUAACUGUUCAGUUUGUGCCCGUGGAGUCAGCUUCAAAUUAUACUAAUGACAGCUACCGUGCUUACAGUCAUUGGGUGCUCUGUUCAGCUCAGCCGGCUUUAGAAUUUACUCAGACCGUGAGUGGAGCAAAGCUUCCCAUUUCCAGCUCAAAGCUUAGCUGAGUGUUGAUGCUACUGUGCAGGAAAUGACAGGCGGCCGAGUGGUGCAAAAAUAAAUAUCAGCCAACUCUCAAGCUUUGGUUCGAGUUAUGUGACAGAAACAAUCGCUCUGGCGGGGCUUAUGUCAAAGUGCUUUUUGGCCCAACGAUCCAUAGUUUACCUGGUUUCGCCACCACGUGAGGUUGCAGAGUGUCUGCAGUCACAGCUGAAUGAAAAGAACAGACACUGGAAAGAUGUGGUGAAAAGGCACAGACAGUUAGCAAAUCUGGAAUUCAUGUCAUGUUAACACAAUAUGCAGACGACUCUCAGCUUUACAUUCCAUUCAUUCUACCCAAAGAAAAGAGCCUGAUAAACUGAAGUUAAUCCACACAUUUUAUAAUUUCACACCCAGGAAUUGUUUUGCUACUAAUACGCUGCUGUAGCACCCUGUUCAGUGCUAAAGCUCCACAGAGUCCAGGUCUGCUGACUUUGACUUAGGUGAACAUUGACAUUUGUGGGCCAUGGUGAUGGUGAAAGUGUGUCUUUGUACAGUAAACAUGCAGUACAGUUGGUAUGUCCCAGUGAACAUGGUGUUCUGACUAUACUGUCAGUGUGAAGCUCUCUCUGGUUUGGCCACCGACAAUCACUGGAGAGCCCCCGGUUAGUCAUGUUACAGUAACAUAGUAUAUAAGCUUUCCUCAUGACACAUUUUCAGUUUGAUUUGCUACAUUUAAAGGACCGUGCUGGUUCGGCCUGUCUCAGCUGCAAACUACAGAAUAUGCACUCCACAUUUCUGCUGACUCAGCUUCUUUAUGUUUUCAGAUUGAUUUCCUUGUUUCCAGGCAGCCUUCAGUUCCUGUUCACUUACAAGAAAAUCAAUGUGACCCCUUCUGCAGAAACCUGGCAUCCAUGUCAAAAUGUAGUUUCACUGAAGAAUGGCGAGACAUCUGAGAACUGACAGCUGGCUGCUGCGUUGUCAGAAAAUCAAACCGUGAAGACAAACAACAAGCAGGUAUAGAUUUUAAGAUAGACGUCUCAUAUAUCAAAACUGCUGCCAGAAGUGAUGACACGCUCAGAGCUACUUCUGCUAAACUACCUGACAUGGAAUGAAAGCACCGUGGCAAGAUGCAUCAGUGUCUUGCUUCACUGUGCCAAAAAUCCCAUGAGCACCGCAGUCAAGACCUUUUUUAUAAUACGCAGCAGUGCAAGGAUUUACGGUGUAUUAGGACUAGCAUCGUGUGUUUGGAUUCAAUCCUUCUGUACAGAUGCAGGACCAAGAGUUACCCAGUAGAAGUUACCAUUUCAACAGCACAGAAUCUUUCACACAGUGGAGAGUUUUGAUAGUUUAGUGAUUAAGAAAGCUUUGUUCGCUAGCAGCCAGCUAUUCGAUGUCAAGUGUCACAAAGUAAAGAUUUGAAAAUGGCUUUGACUGUGAUGAAUUGUCUCUCUGCAGCGAGUUUUAGGUUUCUUCAUUUUCAGAGAAAUGAACUGAAACCUGGGAAAGAAGAAAAUCAAUCAGACUGAUUUUGAAAAACAAAAAUGUAAAGUAUUUGUGAUUUGUAGCUAAUCGGCUGAAACGCUCAGCCUCACUGGUUUGAGUCCUCUAUAACUGAUCGGUGUACGUAAUGUUGAACUCAUUGUCAUAGACAUUAACUCAGCAGUGGUUGUUUUAACAUUGAUACGUCUUAAGAAUAUACAGUAUAUAGCCUAUAUUUUGAUAACCUCACUAAGUGUACUUUUUGUUCUCUGGUUUUGUAGUGUGAGUGUGUUACUUUGUGCUCGGUUACAGUCCAUGUGUGAGAGUCACUCCUGUUUUAAAAGUGUGUGAAGCCGCCGGACUUUAAAGGGGAAACGGGAGAAUGAGCAUCAAAAGUCUUCAUCCUAACAGCUACUCACUGCAUGCUCUCUCUCUCUGUAGCCUUCUGUCCCUCAGUAUUUUUUGAUUUGACUUUAUGUGUAUCUUCUCAUCAGCAUGGUAAUGCUUCUAAUAAUAAUAGUGACAACACUUAUGAAUAUAAUAAAGAAUUUGAUGUUUUUUUUCUA